Molecule: messenger RNA, 1466 nt
Organism: Pseudomassariella vexata
Lineage: Eukaryota; Fungi; Ascomycota; Sordariomycetes; Amphisphaeriales; Pseudomassariaceae
Product: calcineurin-like phosphoesterase
Exons: 1
Coding region: 259-1245 (328 amino acids)
Molecular function (GO): hydrolase activity
Source: RefSeq, a predicted model, not a curated record
UCUGCAACUUCCCAAGGCCCAAGGUUGUGGCAGUUGAGGAAGGGACGAAUCUCCAACAGUCAACAAAAUGGACUUCAAUUGAUGGGAACUUCAGAUGAUUGGAACAGACUGGUUCAGUAUUAAACUGCCUUAAAUGUCAAUUGCACCAAUUUUCCUCUGCUACAUCUGAAGCUCUUACUUCAGCUCCUCUAUUGCACGCAGAAACUCCCACCACUCAGUAGCUCUCAUCCGCAACGUCAUCGUGCAUCAACUGCUAGGAUGGGGCUCCUCACCAAGCUCGGCCUUCGACGCCGAAUGAUAUGGGAUACACCAACACUUCUGGACGAGGUCCUCGACUCGCCAUUCCAAGCCCUCGUCCUGCGUAUUUAUCUCAUCAUCCUGUGGCUCCGCGGUAACCCCGUCAAACCGCCUAAAAAUGGUCGCCCACCCAUCAAGAUCGUCUUUCUCUCAGACACCCACGAUGAAAUCGUCCAGAACGUGCCAGAAGGCGACGUACUUAUCCACGCCGGCGACCUCACCAACGAGGGUCGCGCCGCCGACAUCCAAAGGCAGAUCAACUGGCUGGCCUCGCUACCACACCAGUACAAGGUUGUUGUCUGCGGUAACCACGACAGCUGGUUCGAUCGCAACUCCCGACGCGAAGAGGACGUACUGGGAAACCAACGGGUCAGGUUGAAAGACUCAGGCGUGCAUUACCUCGCGCGCAAAGCGGUGACGCUGAACUUCCACGGUGGAAGGCGGCUAGUUAUCUACGGCGCGCCGGACGUCCCUAAGUGCGGAGGUGCUAGCUUUGCCUUCCAGUAUGUGCGCCAGGAGCACCCCUGGGCUAACUUGAUUCCCAAUGACACGGAUGUCCUCGUGACGCAUGGUCCUCCAAGGCAUCACCUCGAUCUAGGGCUCGGAUGUUCGGGACUGCUCAACGAGAUUUGGCGGGUCAGGCCCAAGGUGCACGUUUUUGGGCAUGUGCACUCGGCGCGAGGUAUGCAGCCGGUGUUUUGGGAUGAUUGCCAGAAAUCGUACGAGAGUGUAAUGUCGCGCAAGAAGCAGGGCCUGAUUCGUGACGUGCUGCCGAAUCGUGGCUGGAUCGAUGCUGUCAAAGUCCUGGUCUACGGACUCAUCGCUAUUAUGUGGGACUAUAUCAUGCUUGGUGGCGGGUCAAGUGGAAGCAUAAUGAUCAAUGCUGGCUGCCAGAAGGGGACGACGGGUAGGCUGACAACGGAGAAGCCCUUCACUAUAGAGAUAUAACUGAGGAGGAGCCGAUAGAAGCAUUGGUAUGACAAGUAGAAGGAGAAUGGAUGUUGUGUGUGGCAAUAUUGUACGAUGCCAAUACGAGGCGACUUCUUUCUUAGGACAGUUAGGCAUCAUCAGUGGCCUGCUUCGAGGUAUUCAGUCAGAAAGGGUAAAAUUUCAUUCUUGAUAGCUCAUCUUGGAGCAGAGAAUCAUAACACUGAAAAGGAACAUAAGCU